Molecule: messenger RNA, 775 nt
Organism: Bombus impatiens (common eastern bumble bee)
Lineage: Eukaryota; Metazoa; Arthropoda; Insecta; Hymenoptera; Apidae
Exons: 2
Coding region: 263-694 (143 amino acids)
Source: RefSeq, a predicted model, not a curated record
AAGGAAAAAAAGUAUAUUAGUCUUUCUGACCACACGAAACAACUCUUCGUUUACAAUUAGACCAAUAGGAAAUUAUUAUUCGUUUCUUCGUCCGUUGGCAGAUUGUACUCUUAAUUAAUCAUUCGAAAGAAUGGUCUGUAAUCGCCUUACGAUGGAUUAAUGGAUCUGUCAGCUGUCACGAGGAAAGUUCUUUUUUUUUAUUACUUUUCUUCGUCGAGCACACGGCCCUCUAACUCGUAGUUCUCUCUGAGUACGCAAAACGAUGAAGAACGGUUGGAUAUUUGUGAGCAUCCUGACGACGUUCGUAGUUGUCGUUAAUGGACGAGUUUAUUAUUUGCCGACUCUGGACCAGAAUCGAUACGACGACUUAACUUUCCCCGUUCCGAAUGAGCAAUCUUCGCGGGAUUUGGAUCUGAGUUUCUUUGCUGGGGACUCAAGCGAUCCUGAUAGUAAGAUACAUCCUGUUAAAAAGGUGUACACGCUUGUCGCGCCGGAAAAGCCGGUCAUGGAAGUGAACAAAGAGGAGGUACCGAUCACGCGUUACAAAUUAGUCGAAGCACCUGUUAAGAGAGUCGGAUCAGAUGAUAUUAUCAUGGUCCCGGAGGUGAACCGCAAAAUGGUGAAAAUCGAUAGGAACAACAAGGGUGAAGUGAUCUUGGAGCUUCGCGUUAUCGCUAAUCACGAUACUGUUUGAGGAAUUUAUCAGGUAUACGAACGAGCGUGAAUACUACAUACAGUGUGAUAAAAAUAAACUGAUAAUUUUAUAAAACAUAAA